UGUACAUAUUGAAAUGCAAUCUCCCCCUUUCCUUUCCUAUCCCCCCUUUCCCUUUUCUUUUUUCUUCUCUUUUUAUAAAAUAUAAUGAAAUCAAGCUUUUCUUCACAAGAACACGAUCCGUUAAUAGGCCAUAAACAAAGCAUGUCCUUUUGGUCCGUGUAUGCCACUUGUGUGGCUUGCUUGGGUGGUUUCUUGUUUGGAUACGAUUUAGGUGUUGUCGGCGGUAUGCUUAUCGCUCCUUCUUUCCAAUCCCACUUCGAGAUCGAUCCAAAUGACAUUUUACGAGAAGCUGAAAUUAACGGUACCAUUGUUUCCGUAUUACAAAUCGGUUGUUUGUUUGGCGCUUUAAUUGCCACAAGUACUGCAGAUUCCUUUGGUAGAAAGAAAAGUAUUCUGUUGGCUGCCAUUGUAUUCACCUUGGGUGGGAUACUUCAAAUCAUAGGCUAUGGGUUAGCCAUGAUGUAUAUCGGAAGAAUUAUCUCGGGCUUAGGUGUAGGUGCAUUAAGCAUGUUGGUACCCAUGUAUGUGGCUGAAAUCGCACAUGAGAAUCAACGUGGAUGGUUGGGUGGUUUAUGGAUGUUCUUUAUCGCUACAGGCUUAGCCACUUCCUAUUGGUCUCAUUAUAUUGUACGUAAACUAUUGGACCCACAAGACAAUUUACUAUGGCGUAUCCCAUUGAUCAUUCAAGUCCUCCCUGCCGUCUUUUUAUUCGUCGGUAUGAUCUUUUUAUUCGAAACACCUCGUUGGCUAUGCGCCCAUGGCAAAUCAGACGUUGCCUUUCUAGUCCUCUGUAAAAUACGCAGUGGUAGUACAGCAGAAGAUGUCAAGGUAGAAAUGGAAGGUAUUCAAUCCAGUGUCGAUCUGGAACAAUCCAUCGUCUGUACCUGGGAAGGCGUGAUUUCAUCUCAUAAUCGUCCUCGAUUAAUGUUGGGUUGUGGACUGCAGGCAUGGCAACAGUUGUCAGGUACAAACGUCAUUAAUUAUUUUAGUCCCAUUGUGUUCCGUUCCAUUGGUUUGUCCUCUGGUGACGCAGAAUUGUUCGCUACCGGUAUCUAUGGUAUCCUGAAAAUGAUCGUGGUACUCGUAGGCUUCUUAACAUUGAUUGAUCGCUUUGGAAGAAGACCGCUGUUGAUCAUGGGUGGUGUCGGUAUGGGUAUCUGUAUGUAUGCCUUUGCCAUUUGUGUCGCCAAGACACCCGUACCUAGCUCCCUUCAACCUCCUACCAAUCUCUUGACUGUCACAGCAGGUCUGGGCAUCGCGUCCAUGUACAUCUAUGCCAUCUUUUUUGCUCUGUCUUGGGGUCCUUGUCCAUGGAUCUUUUGUUCCGAGAUAUUUCCCAUGAGUACACGAGCAAAGAGCUUAUCGAUCACCACGGCGAUUAAUUGGGGUUUGAAUGCAUUGAUAGGAAAACUAAGUCCCAUCAUGUUGGCUUAUAGUACAAUGGGAACCUAUCUCUUUUUCGGUUCCUGUUGUAUUUUUGGUAGCAUCUACUGCUAUUUCCUUGUACCCGAGACUAAGGGAAAAACUUUAGAAGAAAUAGAUAAAUUAUUUUAUUAAUUAAAUAUAUAUAAAUAAAAAGAAAACUACUCGACAUGCUGAUAGUUUUGGACAGGAAUG
Mucor mucedo is the source of this 1617-nucleotide messenger RNA. Its product is annotated as general substrate transporter. The transcript is spliced from 6 exons. Gene Ontology annotation, cellular component: membrane. Gene Ontology annotation, molecular function: carbohydrate:proton symporter activity. Bases 85 to 1557 code for a protein of 490 amino acids. Lineage: Eukaryota; Fungi; Mucoromycota; Mucoromycetes; Mucorales; Mucoraceae. Gene Ontology annotation, biological process: carbohydrate transport; transmembrane transport. The record is from RefSeq and is a predicted model, not a curated record.